This is a messenger RNA of Linnemannia hyalina, 2664 nucleotides long. NCBI's taxonomy places the organism in Eukaryota, Fungi, Mortierellomycota, Mortierellomycetes, Mortierellales, Mortierellaceae. The record is from the annotation of a GenBank genome assembly.
AUGUCUCGCUACCCUCCUGGCCAGGCCCCAUCGGACUACCCGAUGCAAAACGUCAACGUCCAGUACAACCCGAAUGCCAACCCCUUCGACGACGAGCCCCAACCCGCCUACUCCCAGAAUGCGCCCCUCCUCCUCUCGUCCGGAUACAACAACAGCAGUAAUAACGCCGCACCAGGCUUUGCUCCCAGUCCCGCACCUGGAUUCGCUCCCUCGCCCUAUACCCCACACCAGCAGCCUCUCGGCAUACCCUCGCCCCAUAUUGCUGCAAACCCUUUUGCCGGCACGCCUGACCUCGGCCACCAGGGCUCCCCUCACGUCAAGUUCGACAUGGCCGGAGGUGCUCUGCCCCCAGGCACGCCCGAUACUCGCCACUAUGGCCCCGCACCCACUGCUCAACGUCGUCGUUACCAGACUACCAAGAAGGUCAAGCUGACUUCAGGUAACUUGGUCCUCGACUGCCCUGUGCCCUCAAAGUUCCUCAAGACGCUUAAGCACCAGGAGGGCGAGGAGUUUACGCACAUGCGCUACACCGCUGCUACCUGUGAUCCCAACGACUUUGCUGCCGAGAACUACACCCUUCGACCCCUGUUGGUGGAUGACCAGCCCCGUGAGACUGAGCUGUUCAUCGUCAUGACCAUGUACAACGAAGAUGAGGUUCUCUUCACAAGAACAAUGCACGGUGUCAUGAAGAACAUUCGCCAUCUCACCACCCGCGACCGCUCCCGCACCUGGGGCCCUGAUGCCUGGAAGAAGGUUGUCGUCUGCAUUGUUUCUGAUGGUCGUACAAAGAUUAACCCCAAGACCCUCAACGUCCUUGCCGCCAUGGGUGUCUACCAGGAUGGUGUCGCCAAGAACAUUGUCAACGACAAGCCCGUCACCGCCCAUAUCUACGAGUACACAACCCAGGUCACCAUUGACCCCGAGAUGGGUCGUUCAGGACACGACAAGGGCUAUGUCCCUGUCCAGAUUCUUUUCUGCCUCAAGGAGAAGAACGCCAAGAAACUGAACUCUCAUCGUUGGUUCUUCAACGCCUUCGGACAGGUCUUGAAGCCCAAUGUCUGUGUCUUGCUCGAUGUCGGAACCCGCCCUGGAUCAACUUCCAUCUACCAUCUCUGGAAGGCUUUCGAUCUCAACUCGAACGUCGGAGGCGCCUGUGGAGAGAUUUGCGCCAUGUUGGGUAAAGGAGGCAGCGAGCUCCUGUCGCCCUUGGUUGCUUCCCAGAACUUCGAGUACAAGAUGUCCAACAUUCUCGACAAGCCCCUCGAGUCUGUCUUUGGUUACAUUUCCGUCUUGCCAGGAGCCUUCUCUGCUUACCGUUACCGUGCCCUCCAGAACGACCCCUCCGGCCAAGGUCCUCUCGAAAAGUACUUCUUAGGUGAAAAGUUCCAUGGUUCCGAUGCCAACAUCUUCACCGCCAACAUGUACCUGGCUGAGGAUCGUAUCCUCUGCUUCGAGUUGGUCGCCAAGAGAAACGCCGCCUGGGUCCUUCAGUACGUCAAGUCUGCCUACGGUGAGACCGAUGUGCCCAGCACUGUUGCCGAGUUUAUCUCCCAACGUCGUCGUUGGUUGAACGGUUCCUUCUUCGCUUCUGUCUAUGCCUUGGUUCACCAGAUGGAUAUCUGGCGCUCAGACCACUCUACAUCCCGCAAGAUGUUCUUCCAUCUCGAGUUCUUUUACAGUUUUGUCUCUCUUUUCUUCUCCUGGUUCGCUUUGGCCAACUUUUACUUAACGUUCUACAUUCUCGGAAGCGCGAUGGUCUACUACGGAGAAGGCAACACAGAGGGACAUGCGCCUCAGCAAUCGCCUUUCGGAGAAAACGCUGCCGGAUUCUGGAUCUUCACCAUCACUCGCUACAUCUACAUCUUGUUGAUCAUUGCUCAGUUCAUCAUGAGUAUGGGUAACAGACCUCAGGGAUCGAACUGGGCCUACAAGUCGUCGAUGGGAUUCUUUGCGGUGCUGAUGGGAUACAUGUUGUUCGGAGCCGGUUACAUGACUGUUCGCGGAAUCCAGGAGGUUCAAAAGGACAGGCCCGAAGGACAAUCGGAAGCUUCGUAUCUUUUCCAGAACGACAUGUUCCGCAACACUGUCAUCUCGCUCGCCUCGACCUACGGACUGUACUUCUUUGCCAGUUUCCUGUUCUUGGAGCCCUGGCACAUGUUCCACUCGUUCAUUCAGUACCUGUUCAUGGUCCCCUCGUACGUCAACAUUCUCAACGUCUACGCCUUCUGUAACAUCCAUGAUAUCUCCUGGGGAACCAAGGGAGACACCUCUGUUGCCACGGAUCUCGGAGUUGCCAAGAAGACGGCCGAGGGAGGAGUCGAGGUCGACGUGCCCACGGACAGCCACGAUAUCAACAACGCCUACGAUGAGGCCGUGUCUUCGCUUUCGAUCAAGACUGUCGAGGUCAAGCAGAGUCGUGAUGCCAAGACCAAGCAGGAGGAUUACUACCGUGAGAUUCGUACUCGCGUCUUGCUGUCGUGGAUCAUGUCCAACGCCCUCUUGGUCGCCUUGGUUACUUCGUCUGCUUUCGGAUCCGAUUUCACGAAGAACAGUCAGUUGUACCUCGGUAUCGUCCUCUGGUCGGUCGCUGGUCUCGCCCUCUUCCGUUUCAUCGGCAGUGUCGCCUACAUGGUCCUCCGUCUCUUCAACGGUCGCGUCGUCUAA